Messenger RNA from Vigna angularis (adzuki bean), 977 nucleotides. RefSeq names its product protein LURP-one-related 12. The record is from RefSeq and is a predicted model, not a curated record. Bases 70 to 723 code for a protein of 217 amino acids. Lineage: Eukaryota; Viridiplantae; Streptophyta; Magnoliopsida; Fabales; Fabaceae. The transcript has 2 exons.
UAAAAAUAACGUAAUUCUAAUACAAAUACCAAAGAAACCCACAUCACAAUUCCACACUACCCUUUGUGUAUGGCUUCUCACGCUGCUGCGGAAAACAUGAACGAGGUGGGACCUGGAUACGUCUUCAAAGAAGAGAUCCAUCUCACCGUCCUCAAAACCUCUCUCUUCUUCGCCGGCGAUGGCUUCACCGUCUACGACUGCAAGGGCCAACUCGUCUUCCGAGUUGACUCUUACGGACCCGACACUCGCGACAGAGACGAACUCGUUCUCAUGGAUCCUAACGGACGUUGUCUCCUAACUGUUCGUCGAAAGAGGCCGAGUUUGCAUCAACGGUGGGAGGGUUUCAAAGGGGAGAGAAUGGACGGUGAUAAACCUAUUUUCAGCGUGAAGAGAGCGUCGAUCAUUGGACGGGCGCGCGCGAGUUUGACGGUGGAGAUGUACGAUAACCCUGGUGAGGAGUACCAGAUCGAAGGGUGCUUCUCUCAGCGAUGCUGCACGGUAUUCAAUGUGACGAAGGAAUCUGUGGCUGAGAUUCGACGUAAGGUGGACCCCACCACCAGUGUUGUGCUUGGGAAGGAAGUGUUCUCUCUGUGUGUUAAGGCUGGGUUUGACGCGGCUUUUGCCAUGGGGUUCGUUCUUGUCCUGGAUCAGAUCAACGGUGAGGACUACGUUGACAGUGGUGCGACCGCGGAGCCUGCGGUGCACCCAGCCACAGAAGAUUAAAAGGGAGUAAUAGAGUGAACUUCACUUCCAGAUUUGAUCCCACUGGCAUUGCGUAAAAAUCUGGCGAGAGAGCCUCGGUGAUGGGUAGCGCUUUAUUUAAUUCAACUCACUAAUCUUUGGGGUUUGGAUUGUCCUUCUGAAGGGAACCUCUGCCCCUUCUUUUCUGGGUCAUGCCCUUGAAAGAAUAAAUUUUCAUGUAAAUUUUAUAUUGUAUUAUGCAUAAAAGUAUAAGUUGAGCUUUAUCCUAUUUUCAA